Molecule: messenger RNA, 3395 nt
Organism: Quercus lobata
Lineage: Eukaryota; Viridiplantae; Streptophyta; Magnoliopsida; Fagales; Fagaceae
Product: valine--tRNA ligase, mitochondrial 1-like
Exons: 19
Coding region: 192-3104 (970 amino acids)
Biological process (GO): valyl-tRNA aminoacylation
Cellular component (GO): cytosol
Molecular function (GO): aminoacyl-tRNA deacylase activity; ATP binding; valine-tRNA ligase activity
Source: RefSeq, a predicted model, not a curated record
UUAUUUUCUGGCAGGCAAGGGAGAAAGAAUUGAAAAAGCAAAAGGCUUUAGAGAAAGCUGCUAAACUGCAAGCUCAACAAGCAUCGAAUACUCAAAAAAAGAGUGGAAAGAAAACGGUAAAGCGUGGUGGGGAGGAAGAGAAUCCCGAGGAGUUUAUUGACCCUCAAACGCCUUCCGGCGAGAAGAAAAGAAUGUCUAGUCAAAUGGCAAAGCAGUAUAAUCCUGCUGCAGUUGAGAAAUCGUGGUAUGAAUGGUGGGAGAAAUCCGGGUUCUUUGUAGCAGAUGCGAAGAGCUCCAAACCCUCAUUUGUUAUUGUCUUGCCACCCCCAAACGUGACUGGUGCCCUCCAUAUAGGACAUGCCCUUACUGCUGCUAUAGAGGAUACAAUUAUUCGCUGGCGGAGAAUGUCCGGAUACAAUACCUUGUGGGUUCCUGGGAUGGACCAUGCUGGGAUUGCAACACAGGUGGUUGUGGAAAAGAAGAUAAUGCGUGAAAGAAACUUAACCAGGCAUGAUAUUGGUCGAGAGAGAUUUGUAUCUGAAGUCUGGGAUUGGAAAAACAGAAAUGGGGGCACUAUUUUACAACAGUUACGUCGUUUGGGUGCUUCUUUAGAUUGGUCUCGUGAGUGCUUCACAAUGGAUGAGCAAAGAUCAAGAGCUGUGACAGAGGCUUUUGUUAGGCUUUACAAGGAGGGCCUUAUAUAUAGAGAUUUACGUCUUGUGAAUUGGGAUUGUGUGUUACGGACUGCUAUAUCUGAUAUUGAGGUAGACCAUAUUGAAAUCAAAGAAAGGACUCCACUAAAGGUUCCAGGAUAUGAGAAACUUGUGGAAUUUGGCGUUUUAACUUCAUUUGCUUACCCUUUGGAAGGGGAUCUUGGUGAGAUUGUUGUAGCUACUACUAGGGUGGAGACUAUGCUUGGAGAUACUGCUAUUGCUAUACAUCCUGAUGAUCCAAGGUACAAACAUCUUCAUGGAAAAUUUGCCAUUCAUCCCUUCAAUGGAAGAAAGCUCCCUAUAGUUUGUGAUGCGAUUCUUGUUGAUCCAAAGUUUGGGACAGGUGCUGUUAAGAUUACCCCGGCUCAUGACCCGAAUGAUUUUGAGGUUGGAAAGCGUCAUAAUCUUGAGUUCAUCAACAUUUUUACGGAUGAUGGGAAAAUAAACACCGAUGGUGGCCCAGAGUUUGCCGGUAUGCCACGAUUUAACGCUCGAGAGGCAGUUACUGAAGCAUUGCAAAAGAAGGGACUUUAUAGAGGUGCUAAAGAUAAUGAGAUGCGUCUUGGCAUAUGUUCAAGAACCAAUGAUGUUGUGGAGCCACUUAUAAAGCCUCAGUGGUAUGUUAAUUGCAGUAGUAUGGCAAAGCAAGGUCUUGAUGCUGUUGUGGAUGAAGAAAACAAGAAGAUUGAGAUCAUCCCGAAACAGUAUUCUGCCGACUGGAAGAGAUGGCUUGAAAACAUUCGUGAUUGGUGUGUCUCGAGGCAACUUUGGUGGGGUCACCGUGUCCCUGCAUGGUAUGUCACGCUGGAGGAUGAUGAGCGGAAGGAGCUUGGUGCUUACAAUGACCACUGGGUGGUUGCAAGAAAUGAGGACGAGGCUCAGGUGGAGGCUAGCCAAAUAUAUAAUGGGAAGAAGUUUCAUUUAAGUCAAGAUCCUGACGUGCUUGAUACAUGGUUUUCUUCUGGUCUAUUUCCGUUAACUGUUUUGGGCUGGCCUGAUGAUACAGAAGAUCUAAAGGCAUUUUAUCCGACUUCAGUGUUGGAAACUGGCCAUGAUAUUCUCUUUUUCUGGGUUGCUCGCAUGGUAAUGCUGGGAAUGAAGUUGGGUGGUGAUGUACCUUUUAGAAAGGUUUAUUUGCAUCCCAUGAUUCGUGAUGCACAUGGGCGCAAGAUGUCUAAGUCCUUGGGGAAUGUCAUCGAUCCGCUUGAAGUAAUAAAUGGGAUAUCCUUGGAAGGUCUUCAGAAGAGGCUAGAGGAGGGUAACUUAGAUCCCAAGGAACUAACUGUUGCUAAAGAAGGACAGGUGAAAGACUUUCCUAGUGGUAUUUCUGAAUGUGGUGCUGAUGCUCUCCGCUUUGCACUUAUUUCUUACACAGCUCAGUCUGAUAAAAUAAAUCUGGAUAUCCUAAGGGUGGUUGGGUAUCGCCAGUGGUGUAAUAAAUUGUGGAAUGCUGUACGAUUUGCUAUGAGCAGGCUUGGGGAUGAUUAUGUUCCGCCCACAAAUGUAAAUCCGGAUGACUUGCCAUUUAGCUGUCGAUGGAUACUCUCAGUAUUAAACAAAGCCAUAUCCAAAACUAUUACGGCUUUGGAGUCAUAUGAAUUCUCAGAUGCAGCAAGUACUGUGUAUUCAUGGUGGCAAUACCAACUGUGUGAUGUUUUUAUUGAAGCAAUUAAGCCUUUCUUUGCUGGGAGUGAUCCAAAGUUUGAGUCUGAGAGAAGUUUUGCUCAAGACACACUUUGGUUAUGUCUUGACAAUGGGUUAAGAUUGCUUCAUCCUUUUAUGCCAUAUGUUACGGAAGAAUUAUGGCAGCGCCUUCCUUCAUCAAAGGACCGUACAACUAUAGAAUCAAUUAUGAUAUGCAAGUACCCAUCAAUUGUAGAGGGCUGGACAAAUGAAACAGUGGAAUAUGAGAUGGAUCUUGUAGAUACUGCAGUGAAAUCUCUCAGGUCACUUGCAAAUGAAAGACGUGAAAGGCGACCAGCUUUUGUGCUUUGCAGAAAUGAGGCAUUUGCAGAGAUUAUUGACAGCCAUCAACGUGAAAUUGUUACUCUUGCCAAUUUAUCAACUUUGACGGUAAUUGGUGAGAAUGAUGCUACUCCAGUUGGAUGUGCAGUAUCUGUUGUAAAUGAAAACCUUUCUGUUUAUCUUGAGCUUCGAGGAACUCUUUCUCCAGAGGCAGAACUUGAAAAGAUAAGGAAAAAAGUGGAUGAGAUUCAAAAGCAACAUGACAAGCUGUCCAAGGUCACAAGCGCUACUGGCUACAAAGAGAAGGUUCCUGAACACAUCCAGCAGGAGAAUGUUGCGAAGCUAGCCUCGCUCAUGCAGGAGAUUUUGUCUCUUGAAGAAGCCCGCCAACAUAUUGAAGCUCAAGCCAACAACAAUCACGAUUAACUGUAUUAUUUGUUGGCAUUUUUGGUCUCUGCAACCUCAGAGUGCCCCUCCCUUUUUUGGUCAAAAAAAGGAAAUACAGUUAAUUUAAUUAAAAGAAGAAAUUAUCAGGUCCAAAAGACUGUAUUUUUGUACAUUUGAUACCACCAGCCUUGUUACCAUAUUAAAAUGUGUCAUUAUUUUUAAUGUUUUGUUUAUAAAAUCUUUUAUUAGUCAAGAAGAAUGAUGUUGAAUGAAACUACUGAGAUUUUACCUAACUCCAUGAAAUGAAGCACGCCUGACGUUGCUGGUUUU